Pediculus humanus corporis (human body louse) is the source of this 4914-nucleotide messenger RNA. RefSeq lists its product as uncharacterized. The record is from RefSeq and is a predicted model, not a curated record. Gene Ontology annotation, cellular component: stress fiber. Gene Ontology annotation, molecular function: myosin II head/neck binding. Bases 1 to 4914 code for a protein of 1637 amino acids. Gene Ontology annotation, biological process: regulation of focal adhesion assembly; positive regulation of stress fiber assembly. The transcript has 18 exons. Lineage: Eukaryota; Metazoa; Arthropoda; Insecta; Psocodea; Pediculidae.
AUGCCUGGAACGGAAAGACGACAUAGCACAUCAUCCGAGGAUGCUAAUGCUCCACCACCAUUAAGACAAUUGUCUCAAGACGGUACGGAAAUAAUACCAACGAGAAUGUCUAAAGUGACGACACCGAAACCUGCUUCAAAUCCGUUACAAUUCAUCAAAACGGGUCCGUGCGAUUUGUACAAGGCGGCACAAGAGCAAAUAAAAAAGGUUGAAGAAAUAAAAAAAGUUGAAAAAGUCAAAGAUGACUCCGAGGAUUGGCAAUCGGAACAUAUUAUCGAAAGAGUUGUCGAAGUUAAAAAAUUCGAAUUGGAAGAACCGGAUAGAAAUAGGAGAAGAAGUAAAACAUUUAACGAAAUGAUAGAAGAAAGAAAUUCGAAAGGUGGAUUGAGAAAAAUGAGUAUAUUGUCGUAUUCCGAAGAGGAUUCAAACGAUUUGAGCGAUCUUGGUUUGUCGAGUAAUAAAGAAAAACCCGGUGGAGGGGAUUUUUCCAACAAUCAGAACGGUUCGAACAGUUUUCACGAAGAAAGGGAAGAACCCGUUGUAACAAAUACAAACGGUCAUAAUUCGACAACAUACGACGAAGGAUCGUCAACUCCGGCAACAAUAUCAUCACCCGAACCGGAAGAAUACACGUACGAAAGAGCAAUACAAGGUUACAUGAAUUUUGCAAAUAAAGCAAAAGUCAAAACGACAAACGAUAAGAGUGGUGGGGGUGGCGGUGGAGGUGGUAACACGAACGGAAACGUUAAUUUUAAAAUAAGUUCUAUGAAAAAAGAACCCGGAACGAAAAUCGGUGAAAAAUUAUCCGAACUCGAACAGAUACGAUUGAGAAGCAAAUCGACAAACGACAUUAGCGGUGGUUGUUCUUCGGAUCCAUCAAAACAAUUACCAAAAGUCGACGUACUCAAAAGGCGUUCGCUUUUCGAAAACGUAGACGGAACGGAUUCGAAAACCAACGAAAAAACAUCGAAAGAAUUUCCCGUGACGAAAUCAAUCAAAGAAAGAUUGUCCAAUUUGGAAAAGAAUAAAGAGGAAGAAGGAGAAGAAAUCAAUUCGAAAACGAAUCGUUCGUCCGUGGAAGUAACACCCCUCAUAAAAGAAACGAUAUUGAAUUUGGAAAAGCAAAAAUCCAUCGUGGAAUGUUCGAUGGAAAAAAAUCGACUUUCCACGGAUGAAAUUCCAUCUCAAGUGUCCAUUCGCGAAAGAUUAAACACUUUGGAAAAACAACAAAACGACAAAGAUGGUAUUAUAACGAAAAAUAAAAUAAUAACGACCGAAGAAGUCGGACCGGUUUCUAUAAAAAAAAUCGUGGCGGAUUUUGACGUGGCAACAACAACAACGCCGACAACGACCACGACGACGAAAGAAAUAACGGGAAAAUUAACACCGGAAAGAGAUGCGGGAUUCAAAGAAAAAUUAGAAACUUUUAAACAAACGGAAAAAAUUCAAAAUAAUCACGUUCAACAAGAGGAUUCUUCCAAAUCAAAAUUCGAACAUUUGGAUAUUGAUAAUAAUAAUAAGGAUAAAUCGAAAACGGAAAUGAAUUCGAAAAUCGUUCAAAAUCACGGACAAGAACAACCGACGACCGUUCAACCCGAUGACAAGGAUUACAAAACAACAAUGGCGGAAACUGUAAGUUCACAAAAAGGACAACAACCCUCUUGUACAGAUACGGUGAAGGGUGUAAAAAUGGCGGAGGGAAAUUUUAACAACACAGCCGUGGGGAUGGGUUCUCCAUCUGAUAUUUCAAAAAUAACCAACAAUAGAACGUCUUCGUCACAAACUGACGUCACAAAUUCAUCACAGAUGAUGACGAUGAUGGAAAAAUCAAAUCCUUCGGAUGUUUCUAACACGAUCGUCACGCAAAUAUGCCUUCCCGAUAAUUCCCGUCCUAGAUUUAACAUAUCCGUUUCCUUAAAUUCGAUAUCUCGUACAAUCGAUGACGAUAAUAAUCGUAUGACGAACGCGUAUUACAAUAACGAUAUAAAGACAAACGAAACGAAAGAACUGACAAAUAAAUACAAUCACCACACGACGACGACGACAGGUACGACGAGGAAUAGAGUAAGAAAACUCACACCCAUGAUAACAAAUCCAAAAAUGUCAACGUCAUCUCUAUUGAAAACCGUUUGCGAAUUGCAAAUAAUAGAAGAAAGUGAAAAUAUAGAUCGUGACGUUUGCAACCACGAUGGGAACAAAGGGAAAAAUGUCGGAGAUCAUCAAAACAUGGUGUCGCCAUCUAAAAAACAAAACAUAUCCGGGGAUUUCUAUGAGGGUGAUAACGAAGUUCAGAACGUAUUAGUAAACGAUAUGAUAACAAACGUCGAUAAAGAAGAUGUAGAAGAUGUAGGAGAAGAAGAAUUUCAAGAUGAUUUAAAAGAAGAUUCUAUCAUGUACACGGAUGAAAAUAUUGAUGAAGUCCUCGGAAAAGAUGAGGAUGAUGACGAAUUAGAAACAAUGGUAGAUGAUGAAUUACAAUCGGAAUCCCAAACGGAAGAAGAUAAAAUAAAAAAAGAAUUGGAUAUAUUUACACCGAAAGAACAUUCGGAUGUUAUACUACCGUUGAAACCGGAAAUCAUGGAUAAAUCCAUUUCCGUUAUUGGUAAUUACGAAAAUGUUUACAUAACCAAUCAGGUUCCAGAACUAAGCAUGUCACCUGAUUCUGAUAUAAUAUAUGCCACAAUGGGUUUUCCACUUGGUACCAGGCCGUCUAUCGAACCACCUAAAGAAAAACCCCCACCACCGCCUUUGGAACUAAGCGAUGAUGAAUCCAACAAACCUGAAUUACCACCUAAACCAUCUUUAAGACGAUUGGAUUCGACAAAACGUAUAAAAAAAGAAAUUCGUAAAAAAAGAUCAGAUUUUUUGGGUAUCGAAGGUUCGAACGAUGAUAGUUACUUAGAACCAGAAAUCUACGUGUCUCCUCCACCGGACAUGAUGACGUUUUUACAAGAAGAAAGAAGAUUGGAACAACAAUUGUAUCGUCAAUCGAUAUGUUCAGAAAGCGAUUCGAAUCACGAAACGGCAGAAAGUCGAGAUUCCGGCGUGGAAUUAGAUCGCGGACAUGUUGAUGAUAUAUGUUGGUCAAAACCGGAUGUUAUGUCUGAACCACACAGUCGUCAAAACAGCGAGACGUUCGGAAACACGAGCAUCACUUCCGAGGAAGAUGAAAUACUUAAAAAGGAAAGAGAAAUAAUCGAAGUUUUGGAAAAAGAAGAACAAUGGCGAUACGGUAAUAAAAAUUCACACAAUCCUGAACAAAACGACAUAGGUGAAAAAUUAGCAGUUAAAUUAAGACAAUUAGAACAGGAAAAAAUGCAAUUGGAAAGAGAAAGAGCAGAAGAAGAAGAUAGAAGGAAAGCAGAAGAAUCAGCAAGACGACAAAACGAACAAAGAUUAAUUGCUAAACAACAAGAAUUACGAGAGCAAGAGGAAGCUCUUCGUUUCGAACGCGAACGCCUUCACAAAGAACAAGAACAUUUGGAAAGAUGUCGGCAAAAUUUAAUGAAACAACAACAACAACAACAGCAGCAACAACAAAAUCCCGAUACGAACGUACAUCACAGAAGCAACAGUUCAUCUCAUUGGGACACACCCUCCAACCGUCACUCCUUGCAAGAAGUCCCUAUCGGGGUACCAUUAUUGGACGUACCUCGUCAUUCCAUGCAAGACGUAUCCCAACCGCCACAAUAUCAAUCCCACAUGAGUUCCGGUUACAGGUAUUCUCUCCCUGAUUUACAACAGAGAGAACAACCCGCGAGAUCCUCUCGUCCUCCACCACCUCCAAUCCCUCCUGCCAAACCCAUAAGAUCCCUUUCUCAAGAUCCGUGGGGAAGAGAAGCGAACAUACGAAACAGUAGAAUACCCUCGGCCGAUAACAUACCGUUAAAAAUAGAAACCUCGACGAAAUUGAGGCACGGGUCUUCGGUACCUGCAAUCAAUUUAAAUCACGGAGCUCAACAAAUGACGAGAUCCACCCUUCAAGCUCUUAGUGCUGCUCCAAGAUCUCGUAUUAUAAGUAACGAAAAUUGGAUGCAGCCAAAGAGGAAAGUAGAUGCUCCAAAAUCAAAUUAUAAUUAUCAGCAUUGGUUAAUUCAGGAAGCGGAACAUAGAAGGAUUUUAGAACACCAACAAAAAGUCGCAUCGCAACAACUUCAAUCGAAAAAUUCAUCGACAUUACCUUUAUUUAACGGACAACAAUCGGGGGGAAAUUAUGGGGGUUCACCUCCGAGUCAUCACACUGUCGGACUUCCCAUAUCUCCCCCUCCACAACCCGUACAAAAUCAAAAAUGGGUUGUUUCCCCCUUAAGAAUCGACAAACCAUUACCGGAUGCAGUCAUACAAACAUUAACGCAAAGAGUUCAAAACAGAGAAUCUAAAACCCCGCCCAGAAGAAGAGUCGAAAAUUCUGGAACUUCACUUCCGAAUAAAAUAACACAAUCAGAAAAUGUUUCGUCGAUAAACCCAUCCGGACAACAACAACAACAACAACAAUCUCAGGAAAGAAUGUUGAGCGUAAGCGGAAAGAAAAAAUGUUCUCAUUGCAACGAAGAAUUAGGUCGAGGUGCAGCCAUGAUAAUCGAAAGUUUAAGAUUAUUUUAUCACAUCGAUUGUUUUAAAUGUUGCGUCUGCCACGUGCAAUUGGGAGAUGGUCUCAUGGGUACCGACGUACGCGUUCGUAAUAAUAAACUUCAUUGCCAUAAUUGUUAUUCGAGUGAUGACGAUCGUUUGAGUUCCGAAUCGGAUGAGGAGGAUGAAAGUGAAAAUAGCGAACUGGAAAUUAUUGAUGACGAAACGGAUGAAGGAAAUGAGUCCUUAGGGAGAUUUCGUAGAGAUGUUAAAUAUCCUCCCAAUUCCAGAACUAUUUCAAUACUUAAUUUUCCCACAAUUUUCCCUCAUGCAUUCCAUCUUUAA